AUGUUUCUUCGAUCACUCUACGGCUCGCGCAUGCCCCAACCGCUUCACCCACGCGUGGAUCCGCAUGCAUCAAGCUACUGGGAAGAAGACACGGCUACCUCUCGAGAAAUUGUGCGAGCUAUGGAGGAAGCAGAAGCAUCAGACGCUGAUCUUGGAGAUGAUGACAAGAAGACAAACAGUGUACUGCUGACUGGAGAUAAUCUGACAAGCCGCCGUCGCUCGAACACGACGCUGUCGUCGCAUUUUGCAGAGCUGUUGGGAAUUGAUGAUUUGCCUUUGCAAGAUGUGGAUCAUCUCUGUGUAGAGAAUAUGGGAUCCUCUCCUGUAAAUACACAGUUGUCGCCUGCCGGUCUGAUCUCUAUCGCUGCCGCCGAUAUCGACGAGGCGGCCAAUAAUAACAACCAGAACGUACCGCCACUCAACGGGCAAUUGGACUUGGCCUACAUUCGCUCGCUACGUCAAGAAUCAAUUAAGAGUGGGAUAGAAGAAAACAUUACUAUGAUGACAGCAGCACUUCGUCAAGUUGUGGAAACUCUUCCUGCUGCUCGGACAUCAGGAAUUGAGGAAGUAGCAGUUGAAAUUGAAACAAACAAGCCUGAGAAUAAUUUUUUCUCGCUGAUUCAUCGCCAUUUUCGAAUGCUGAAAAUCUCUUCUUUUUUGGCAUUGAAAGGUGCUGGAGACGUUCAAGAAGAUGCAGCUGAUUGUCAGACAAAGAUGCGUUUUCUUUCAUUGCUUCGUCGUAUCAACGAAUUAUGCCCGCAGCAUUCAGAAAGCUGGGAUGGUCUUCCAUACCCACAAAUUAUAGCUCUUCCGACGUUCGAGUAUCAGAACCAUGAGCAUCACGCUGACAAUAAGCAACCGGGAGAGGAGAACGGGAAAUACAACCUAGACUGCGCGGUAUGCCGUGAUGAGUUUAAAGCAAAAGAAGAAGUGCGAGCUCUUCCAUGUUUACAUUUUUACCAUCGCGAAUGCAUUGAUCAGUGGCUCAUGUGUCACCGCCAGUGCCCUAUCUGCAAGCACGUUGUUGUCGUGCAUUAA
This is a messenger RNA of Plasmopara halstedii, 1038 nucleotides long. RefSeq names its product ring finger ubiquitin. Gene Ontology annotation, molecular function: ubiquitin protein ligase activity. The transcript has 4 exons. The record is from RefSeq and is a predicted model, not a curated record. The coding region runs from base 1 to 1038 and encodes 345 amino acids. Gene Ontology annotation, biological process: ubiquitin-dependent protein catabolic process. NCBI's taxonomy places the organism in Eukaryota, Oomycota, Peronosporomycetes, Peronosporales, Peronosporaceae.